AUGAGGAUUAUCGAUACUUCGAGCGUGUCGAGUUCUGUCUCCAACCCGAUACGUCUACGAACACGGACUCGGAUUCUUACGCUCGGAUUAUGGCACCCGGAGACUUUCUACGAUUUGACCUUGGAUCUUGUGGUGAUCAAACGAGAAUCGAAUUGUCUAUCCACCCUACGAGCCAUCCAUCUCGCGUCAACCCAUCGCCCAGCUGUCAAAUAUCCGGGUUGGGAAGGACUUUCAGCAACGACAUUCGAAGCUCAGUUCGGUGAUAAAGUCUUCAUCCUCAAGCAAAUUGACCGACCGCUCUACAACAGACUUGACACGACGGCCAUCGUCCAAGAGAUCCACAACCUUGGACGGAUCCACAAAAAGCCGUACAUUGCCCGACUCUGCGCGGUCGUCGUGUCGACAAACCCCUACCAGAUGGUAGCCUCCACAAAAGCGAACAACCAAUAUGUGAUCCGAGGUUUCCUUCAGGAAAAGUAUCCAGGUGGCGCCCUUCUGCAGCGAUUGGAACAGAAGGACUUGACUGGUCUACCGUGGAAACAGUGGCCUUUUCAGAUCUGCACAGCCCUGCAGUAUCUACACUCGAACGGCAUCGCUCACAUGGACAUCAAGCCUGACAAUGUCGUCCUUGAUCGAGACGGGAACGCGGUUCUCAUUGAUAUCGGUGGCACUGGCGCCUUCUCGAUAGAGGGGCUUGCACCAGAACUCCGUGAUCGAGAAACCGAUUCCUAUACACUCCAAGAACAAAAGCUAAGUGAUAUCUGGGCUUACGGAAAAUUACUUCUUGAGAUUCUGACUGCCUCGAGUGUACAAUUGGACUGGUUGCGACAACUUACAACGGAGACGAGCAACCCGGAACCCUCUCCGCGCCCAGGCCUCGACCAGAUACUCCUCAGACUCAAAGCUGUUCCAUGCUCAACGGGGACUUGA
This is a messenger RNA of Fonsecaea nubica, 930 nucleotides long. RefSeq lists its product as hypothetical. The record is from RefSeq and is a predicted model, not a curated record. Gene Ontology annotation, biological process: signal transduction; protein phosphorylation. The transcript is spliced from 2 exons. NCBI's taxonomy places the organism in Eukaryota, Fungi, Ascomycota, Eurotiomycetes, Chaetothyriales, Herpotrichiellaceae. Gene Ontology annotation, molecular function: protein kinase activity; ATP binding. The coding region runs from base 1 to 930 and encodes 309 amino acids. Gene Ontology annotation, cellular component: cytoplasm.